CGAAUGAAAUGCGGUCACACCGCGCCGCAAAGAAUGUAUAAAAGGGGGCUGCCAUCCGCAGAGCGAAUAAAUAACGGUUCGCGAGCAACAACUUUUCAUUUCGAGAGCGGAGUAAUUUUUCCAGCCGACAAACACAGUGAUUGAAAACCCAAACGAGAUUUAUUUCGAAACGCGACAAGAAAUUGUUACAUCAAAGGAGCUGCAACGACUAAAAUCCGCGAAGGAAAACAGUGGAAAGUGCGAGAAAAUACAUAUAACAGAGAAAAAACCAGUGACGCAUUAGCAACAACAACAAACAGUCAUCGAACGAUUUAUAGAAUCUAACGCAGAGUCCAAAGCAUGAAUCUAUCAUUCGCUGGCUGCGGAUUCCUGGGCAUCUACCACGUCGGAGUGGCCGUCUGCUUCAAGAAGUAUGCACCGCAUCUGUUGCUGGAGAAGAUUGGAGGCGCUUCGGCCGGUUCCCUGGCCGCCUGCUGUCUCCUCUGCGAUUUGCCAUUGGGCAGCAUGACUUCGGACUUCUUUAGGGUCGUGAACGAAGCUCGUCGCUACUCCCUGGGUCCCUUCAGUCCCUCCUUCAACAUCCAGACCUGCCUGCUGGAGGGUCUACAGAAGCAUCUACCAGACGAUGCUCACAAGCGGGUCAAUGGACGGCUGCACAUUUCGCUAACCCGCGUGUACGAUGGCAAAAACGUGAUCAUCUCGGAGUUUGAGUCCCGGGAAGAGGUCCUGCAGGCGCUGUUGUGUGCGUGCUUCAUACCCGGAUUCUCCGGCAUCUUGCCGCCCAGAUUCCGUGGCGUUCGCUACAUGGAUGGUGCCUUCUCGGAUAAUCUGCCCAUUCUGGACGAGAACACCAUUACGGUGAGUCCGUUCUGCGGCGAGAGUGAUAUUUGCCCGAGGGAUCAGAGCUCGCAGCUCUUCCAUCUGAAUUGGGCCAACACCAGCAUCGAGAUCUCCAGACAGAACAUCAAUCGCUUCGUGCGCAUCCUAUUCCCGCCGCGUCCCGAGUUUCUGUCCAAGUUCUGCCAGCAGGGAUUCGACGAUGCUCUGCAAUUCCUGCAUCGGAACAAUCUGAUCAACUGCCGACGCUGCGUGGCGGUUCAGUCGACAUUCGUGGUUUCCGAGACGGUGGCCCAGCCCCAGGAGUUCGAUCCCGAGUGCAGGGAGUGCAAGAAGCACAGAAAGGACGCUUUGAGCUCAAACAUGCCCCAAACGGUGCUGGAUGUCAUCCAGGACUAUAUCGAACAAGCCAAUAAGGGUCUGGCCAACUGGAUCUUCAAGCAUCGCGGCAUUAAGCUGCUUUCCCUGCCAGCCACAGUGCCCAUGGACUUUCUGCUGGCCACCAUUUCAAAAAUAUCAGCACUGACGCCCAAAUUGACCAAGCAGGCCAGAGUAAUGGUGGAGGACUUUAUUCUGCAGUUGAACAACGCCAUGCGGAUACGAUUGCUAAAUAAAUUCACGCUCUAUGACCAGCCCCACUUCGAUGCCACAGGACUUCUUCAUUCCAGCCGCUUAUAUGGACCCCGUGUUUCCAUCCUUGUGGAUGAAUGUGGAGCCACACCGCUAGAGGACGAUGUCGACAACUUUGAGCAUGUCCUCAAAAUGACCACGCACAACGACGCUCUAUAUGCCUAUUACUACACCGACAGCAAUACGAACAAGGUGAAAGUAACCGAGAUCUUUGACUUUGACGAAAUAACGGAGCACGACAAGCUGGCCACCGAUCUGCAGAUCUACGAAGGAUCCGUCGAAGAUCACCCCAAUCCCCACCAGCACAGCCACAAUACGGUGGUCAGCGAAUGGAAUGGCGUCGAAUCAGACUUCUUCAUCGAUGCGCAUACACCAAAUGUGGAGGAUAGUAAAACAACAGCGCCACAAUUCGCCCGCCUGGACCUGGAGACCGAGUCAGAUGCUAGUGUGCUCAGUGAUCCCGAGGUUGACCAGACUUCUAGCUCCACGGCCUCCACGCACAGCAGCGACAUGUAUAUAGAAAUUGAGGGGUAAUUAGGGAUGGGCAGGGGGGCAAUCCUCUUAGGAACUGUAACGAAACAUCUCCAAAGCGGCUCGUAGCAAAGCGAAAAGCCUAGUAGCGUUUCCAUUAGUCUAAUUUAGUUUUAGUACGACCAACGUAUGUACCUAACUUAACUUAGCCGUAUGCUGCCAUUGUAUCAUCGUCAGUUUGUAAGCGGCAAUUAGCGAAUAAUUGCAUUCUUGUUAUUAGUCACCCUCACACGACUUGUAUUACAUCCAAAUCCCCAUCUGUGUUUAGCUUAAGUUGAUAAUGUGUAAACAAUAAAACAAUAAACAACAAAUAUUUACAGAA
This is a messenger RNA of Drosophila simulans, 2320 nucleotides long. RefSeq names its product patatin-like phospholipase domain-containing protein 2 (gene bmm). The transcript is spliced from 7 exons. Gene Ontology annotation, molecular function: triacylglycerol lipase activity. The record is from RefSeq and is a predicted model, not a curated record. Bases 340 to 2001 code for a protein of 553 amino acids. Gene Ontology annotation, biological process: triglyceride catabolic process; lipid homeostasis. Gene Ontology annotation, cellular component: membrane; cytoplasm; lipid droplet. NCBI's taxonomy places the organism in Eukaryota, Metazoa, Arthropoda, Insecta, Diptera, Drosophilidae.